Dothidotthia symphoricarpi CBS 119687 is the source of this 1181-nucleotide messenger RNA. RefSeq lists its product as uncharacterized. The record is from RefSeq and is a predicted model, not a curated record. Lineage: Eukaryota; Fungi; Ascomycota; Dothideomycetes; Pleosporales; Dothidotthiaceae. The coding region runs from base 99 to 926 and encodes 275 amino acids. Gene Ontology annotation, biological process: mycotoxin biosynthetic process. The transcript has 3 exons.
GGAAUGCCGCGCGGCUGAGGCUGCCGAGGACUUACUCGGUGUCGAGCUUGUUGUCUUCCUAAUACCUUGCCAUCAACAACCGCUUCACUACUAACGAAAUGGAGACCGUUGGCAGCAGGAAGCUCUCCUCGGAAGGAAGCGAAGGCGACAACCACGAUGACGACGGCCUCAUUAAUGAAGGCGAGAAAGGAGAGGCGUGGUAUGGAGGCGACGAGAUAGCUUCACUUCGUCUUUCUCGAGCGCGCGACAUACUUAUGCUAUGGGCGAUUCUCUUCUCGGUUCUGGUCAUGAGCAUUUCACAAGCAUGGUGGCUGGCGAGUGAUGCCAUAUAUUCGAACACAUCUCCUCAAACCUCUACUUGGCACGAGUCUUUCCAUGUGCUCAAUCGAUCAGUGUAUCCCAAGGAGCAGUACGCAUUUACGGGAGCGGGCGCCGAGGUGACCGAACAUAUGUUCAACUCCUUUGAUCCCAAUAGGGGACUAGUUGCACUCCCGAAAGACCCGAACAUACUGCCUUCGAAGGAGUUCCCCUGGGACACCACAAGGGAGGUUUUCAUUCUAUCAAGUUACUAUAGUCUGCACAGCUUGAAAGUGCUUUGGAAUGAGCUCAACGAGCUCCGCGGUGAUCGGCCGCACGAUCCUCAUGUCCUACAUUCCGUAAAUGUGAUAUGGGAGGACAUCAUCUGCGCGGCUCGUACAGAACCGAUAGCUAUCACGGAGGUGGACCGGGAUGUCGUACAUCGGGUCAAUCAGACACGACAGUGUCGCGACUGGAAUGAUCUCGAACAAUUUUCGCUCAAAAGUUCGGCUUGCUACAAAAGACUUGGUUACAGAAGCGCGGACGAUGAUGAAUUUGCAGAGUGGCUGUUCUGCCCAGAGGGCUCGCCCUGGCAGGCAGCCGUAGAUCGACAUGUUGCUGCCAGCUAGCGGUCAUAAUGGAGCACACUGGCGAAAGGCGUGAUAUAAAAUUCUUCUGCUUUGAUACCACGUCCUCAAUGGUCGAUCUGGAUUGUACUGAGACAUUAAAGAGGUUGCUGUUGUACAUCGAUCAUUGCGCCUCCCUAUGCCUGUAUUACACCCUUAUAUAGCUCUCGGAAUCACUGGCAGCAAUAGAUGUUCUCCGCGACUGACUGGCACAAUGAUGCCACGCUCCAGGGUGUAAAGUUCGAGUCGUAACAGCAU